This is a messenger RNA of Lodderomyces oxycetoniae, 834 nucleotides long. It is a transcript of the gene MCM1, whose product is annotated as transcription factor. Gene Ontology annotation, molecular function: DNA-binding transcription factor activity, RNA polymerase II-specific; RNA polymerase II cis-regulatory region sequence-specific DNA binding; protein dimerization activity. Gene Ontology annotation, biological process: positive regulation of transcription by RNA polymerase II. Lineage: Eukaryota; Fungi; Ascomycota; Pichiomycetes; Serinales; Debaryomycetaceae. The record is from RefSeq and is a predicted model, not a curated record. The transcript has a single exon. Bases 1 to 834 code for a protein of 277 amino acids.
AUGUCAGCAAAAAUCGAAGAAGGAGUUGUGGAAUACGACUCAAAUAAUGGCAAUCCAAUCUCGUCCUCUCUAUCCAACCCACCGGUUGACGACGAAGAUGACGACGAAGUAGGCGGAACAUCAACGUCACAGGGUAAAACUCAAAAGGAAAGAAGAAAGAUUGAAAUCAAAUUUAUUCAGGAUAAGAGUAGACGUCAUAUUACGUUUAGUAAGAGAAAAGCAGGUAUAAUGAAAAAGGCCUAUGAAUUGAGUGUAUUGACUGGGACUCAAGUAUUACUUUUGGUUGUAUCUGAAACAGGGUUGGUUUAUACUUUUACAACGCCUAAAUUACAGCCAUUAGUGACGAAACCAGAGGGGAAAAAUUUGAUCCAAGCGUGCUUAAAUGCACCAGAGGAAGGUAUGGGUGAUGAUGACCAAGGCGAACAAAGUGACGUUGACGGUGCUGAAUCGCCAGAACAUAGUCCUGCCAAUACAGGUGCUCCUCUGGUACAACAACAACAACAACAACAACAGCAACAACAGCAGCAGCAUGCUCAACAGGUUCAGCAGCAGCAAGCACAACAACAACACGCUCAUUUACAACAACAGCAAGCUGCUGCUGCUGCUGCAGCUGCAGCUGCAGCACAUCAUCACGUGCAGCAUCCGCAACAGAUACCUCCGCAAGGAGGUAUGCCUCAUUAUCAAGGACAGCCUGGUGGACAACAAGGACCGCAACAAGUUCAGCCCGGACCUCAGGGACAACCAGGGCAACAACCAGGUGGUGUGCCUUAUAAUGAUUAUUAUUUUGGAAAUAUGCCAAAUAAUAACAUACCUAACCAACAACAAUUUCAAUAG